Clavispora lusitaniae ATCC 42720 is the source of this 927-nucleotide messenger RNA. RefSeq names its product Pho23p (gene PHO23). Gene Ontology annotation, biological process: regulation of DNA-templated transcription. The record is from RefSeq and is a predicted model, not a curated record. Lineage: Eukaryota; Fungi; Ascomycota; Pichiomycetes; Serinales; Metschnikowiaceae. Gene Ontology annotation, molecular function: histone acetyltransferase activity. Gene Ontology annotation, cellular component: histone acetyltransferase complex; nucleus.
AUGCCUUCAGAUCUUCCCCUGCGCCAAAAAUCGCAGCGGCUAGCCAACCGCAGCAAGGCGGAAAAGCCCCAUUAUUUUGCCCAGUACAAACAGUCGGCGCGCACCGUUUCAUCUGCCAACGAGCUUCUCCCUGGGCUCAACGACAUUCUGGACGCCUUUGAAGCGCUUCCGUUGGACUUGGUCAAGUACUUCACGCUUCUCAAGGAGAUCGACGCCAAGUGCAUCAACACGGUGCCAUUGGUGCGCCGCCACAUCCACACAUAUCUUGAUUCCUUGCACGAUCCCGCCGCCAAGAAGGAAAAAGCCGCUUCGUUGGCGGAACUCGCCCGCAUCCGCCGCCACGUCCACGAAUUGGUACCGUGCUUGGAAGAGAAGAUGCACGUGACCGCCGUCGCCGCCGACGUCUUGGCCAAGCACAUGCACCGGAUCAACGGCGCCUACCGUGUUGUCAUUGGCAACAACGAGAUCCCCGAGUCCGUUCGCAUCGGCUCGCUCACACACCGUGCCAUUGUGUUGGACCCGCUGGCGCAGGACAAUAGCAAGCUGGCGCAGCUGCAGCGGUCCGAGAGCCGGCGCGAGGCGUUGGCUGCGAAAAAGGCCGGCAAGGACGGCGACGACGACGACAACAAGCGGCGCAGAGCGCGCGAGCCCACGCCCGUGGAGCGGCGGCGAGACAAGGCGCCCACGCCCGUUGCAGAUCGCAAGCGGAGCAAGCCCAAGAAGGAGGAGCCGGGCCGCGGCGGCGGCGCGGGCGAACCCACUUACUGCUACUGUAACCAGGUGCUGUUUGGCGAGAUGGUGGGAUGCGACGGCGACUCGUGCAAGCGCGAGUGGUUUCAUUUGCCGUGCAUUGGCUUCAAGAACCCGCCAAAGGGCAAGUGGUACUGUGACGAAUGUUUGGCCAAGGCCAAGAAGAGGAGAAUAUAG